Molecule: messenger RNA, 2298 nt
Organism: Scheffersomyces coipomensis
Lineage: Eukaryota; Fungi; Ascomycota; Pichiomycetes; Serinales; Debaryomycetaceae
Gene: MET6
Product: 5-methyltetrahydropteroyltriglutamate-homocysteine S-methyltransferase
Exons: 1
Coding region: 1-2298 (765 amino acids)
Molecular function (GO): 5-methyltetrahydropteroyltriglutamate-homocysteine S-methyltransferase activity; zinc ion binding
Source: RefSeq, a predicted model, not a curated record
AUGGUUCAAUCAUCUGUCUUAGGUUUCCCACGUAUCGGUGGUCAAAGAGAAUUAAAAAAAGUUACUGAAGCUUAUUGGUCUGGUAAAGCUACCGUUGAAGAAUUACUUGAAACUGGUAAAUCUUUAAGAGCUCACAAUUGGAAAUUACAAAAGGAAGCUGGUGUUGAUAUCAUUGCUUCUAAUGAUUUCUCAUUUUACGAUCAAGUUUUAGAUUUAUCUCUUUUAUUUAAUGUCGUUCCUGAUAGAUAUACUAAAUUUGAUUUAGCUCCAAUCGAUGUUUUAUUCGCCAUGGGUAGAGGUUUACAAAGAAAAGCUACUGAAACUACUGCUGCUGUUGAUGUUACUGCUUUAGAAAUGGUUAAAUGGUUUGAUUCUAACUAUCAUUAUGUUAGACCAACUUUCUCUCAUUCCACUGAAUUUAAAUUAAACUCAGUUGCUAAACCAGUUGUUGAAUUCAAUGAAGCUAAAGCUUUAGGUAUUCACACUAGACCAGUUAUCUUAGGUCCAGUUUCUUAUCUUUACUUAGGUAAAGCUGAUAAAGAUUCUCUUGAUUUAGAUCCAAUCACUUUAUUAGAAAAAAUCUUACCAGUUUAUAAACAACUUUUAUCUGAAUUAAAAGCUGCUGGUGCUAAUCAAGUUCAAAUUGAUGAACCAAUUUUAGUUUUAGAUUUACCUGAAUCUGUUAAAGAAAAAUUCCAAGUUGCUUAUGAUGCUUUAGUUUCUGAAUCUGCUCCAGAAUUAACCUUAACUUCUUAUUUCGGUGAUGUUAGACCAAACUUAAAAGCUAUCGAAUCUUUACCAGUUGCUGGUUUCCAUUUCGAUUUCGUUAGAGUUCCAGAACAAUUCAAUGAAGUUUCUUCCAUCUUAAAAGGUGAACAAACUUUAUCUGUUGGUAUUGUUGAUGGUAGAAAUAUUUGGAAAACUGAUUUCUCAAAAGCUGCUAAAUUCAUUAAAGCUGCUGUUGAAAAAGUUGGUGCUGAAAAAGUUAUUGUUGCUACUUCUUCUUCUUUAUUACAUACUCCAGUUGAUUUAGAAAAUGAAACUAAAUUAGAACCAAUUAUUAAAGAUUGGUUUUCUUUUGCUACUCAAAAAGUUUCUGAAGUUGUUGUUUUAGCUAAAGAAGCUUCCGGUGAUGAUGUUGCUACUGAAUUCGCUGCUAACGCUGCUUCAAUCAAAUCAAGAGUUGAAUCUUCAAUCACUACUAAUCCAAAAGUUCAAGAAAGAUUAGCUACUAUUAAUGAAUCCUUAGCUACCAGACAAUCUCCUUUCCCAGAAAGAUUAGCUGUUCAAAAGGAAAAAUACAACUUACCAUUAUUCCCAACCACCACCAUUGGUUCAUUCCCUCAAACUAAAGACAUUAGAGUUAACAGAAAUAAAUUCACUAAAGGUACCAUCACUGCUGAAGAAUAUGAAACUUUUAUUAACAAGGAAAUUGAAACUGUUAUUAGAUUCCAAGAAGAAAUUGGUUUAGAUGUCUUAGUUCAUGGUGAACCAGAAAGAAAUGAUAUGGUUCAAUAUUUCGGUGAACAAUUGAAAGGUUUUGCUUUCACCACUAACGGUUGGGUUCAAUCUUAUGGUUCAAGAUAUGUUAGACCACCUAUUAUUGUUGGUGAUGUUUCAAGACCAAAGAACAUGACUGUUAAAGAAUCUGUCUAUGCUCAAUCUUUAUCUAAAUCUCCAGUUAAAGGUAUGUUAACUGGUCCAGUUACUAUCUUAAGAUGGUCUUUCCCAAGAGAUGAUGUUUCUGGUAAAGUUCAAGCUUUACAAUUAGGUUUAGCUUUAAGAGAUGAAGUUACUGAUUUAGAAGCUGCUGGUAUUACCGUCAUCCAAGUUGAUGAACCAGCUAUUAGAGAAGGUUUACCAUUAAGAGCUGGUCAAGAAAGAUCUGACUACUUAAACUGGGCUGCUCAAUCUUUCAGAGUUGCUACUUCUGGUGUUGAUAACUCUACUCAAAUCCAUUCUCAUUUCUGUUAUUCUGAUUUAGAUCCAAACCAUAUUAAAGCUUUAGAUGCUGAUGUGGUUUCUAUUGAAUUCUCUAAAAAGGAUGAUCCAAAAUAUAUUCAAGAAUUCUCUGAUUACCCAAAUCAUAUUGGUUUAGGUUUAUUCGAUAUUCACUCUCCAAGAAUUCCAUCUAAAGAAGAAUUCGUUGCUAGAGUUGAAGAAAUCUUGAAAGUUUACCCAGCUGCUAACUUUUGGUUUAACCCAGAUUGUGGUUUAAAAACUAGAGGAUGGCCUGAAGUUAGAGAAUCUUUAACUAAUAUGGUUAACGCUGCUAAAGAAUUCCGUGCUAAAUAUUAA